Molecule: messenger RNA, 1616 nt
Organism: Didymella exigua CBS 183.55
Lineage: Eukaryota; Fungi; Ascomycota; Dothideomycetes; Pleosporales; Didymellaceae
Product: ATPase get3
Exons: 4
Coding region: 217-1254 (345 amino acids)
Biological process (GO): post-translational protein targeting to endoplasmic reticulum membrane
Cellular component (GO): GET complex
Molecular function (GO): ATP hydrolysis activity; ATP binding
Source: RefSeq, a predicted model, not a curated record
CUUGAAAUGUGGCGUUGUGGCGCAAAUGGGAAGACGCCCGCGUUUGAACGGCGCUAUGACGCGCCCCGCAAUCAAUCAACUUUCGAAUGCAGAUGCCCCAAUUCACAACAAAUCACGCAACGCUCGCAGAGAAGUUGAGAUUUUGAAUACCUCCUUUCAAGGCAGCCACUUCUAUAUACAUCCCUACACCCAGACGUCUACUUUCUCGAACCAACGAUGGCGACUACCGCAGCCCUUCAGAAGCUCCACACCCCUGCCGAGGACAUGGAGCCCACCCUCCAGUCCAUCCUCGACCAGAAGUCACUACGAUGGAUCUUCGUAGGUGGCAAAGGUGGUGUAGGAAAGACCACCACUUCUUGCUCCCUCGCCAUCCAGCUCGCAAAGCACCGAAAAUCCGUCCUCCUCAUCUCGACCGACCCCGCCCACAACCUGUCAGAUGCCUUCAACCAGAAGUUCGGCAAGGAUGCGCGACUAGUCAAUGGUUUUGACAACUUGAGCGCUAUGGAGAUUGAUCCUAAUGGCAGCAUACAGGAUCUCCUCGCUGCUGGUGGUGAGGAAGGUCAGGAUCCUAUGGCUGGACUUGGUGGCAUGGGCAACAUGAUGCAGGAUCUAGCAUUCAGCAUUCCCGGUGUUGAUGAGGCCAUGUCCUUCGCCGAAGUCCUAAAGCAGGUCAAGUCCAUGUCCUACGAGACUAUCAUCUUCGAUACCGCACCCACCGGUCACACACUGCGCUUCCUCCAGUUCCCUACUGUCAUGGAGAAGGCACUCAGCAAGGUUUCGCAGCUGUCCCGUCAGUUCGGCCCUAUGUUGAACGGCUUCCUCGGUGGCGGCGGACGUCUGCCCAAUGGUCAGAGCAUGGACGAGCUUGUCGAGAAGAUGGACGCAUUACAAAAGACCAUCGCUGAGGUCAACGGUCAGUUCAAGGAUGCAGACCUCACCACAUUCGUCUGUGUCUGCAUUCCUGAGUUCUUGUCGCUCUACGAGACAGAGCGCAUGAUCCAGGAGCUCAACAGCUAUGAGAUCGACACACAUUCGAUUGUUGUCAAUCAGCUACUGUUUCCCAAGCAGGACAACCCAUGUGAGCAGUGUAAUGCGCGCAGAAAGAUGCAGAAGAAGUACCUCGACCAGAUUGAGGAGCUUUACGACGAGUUCAACGUUAUCAAGAUGCCACUGCUCGUCGAGGAAGUCCGUGGCAAGGAGAAGUUGGAAAACUUCUCCAAGAUGCUUGUCGAGCCUUUCGUGCCCCCUCAGUAAAAUUCCUUGCCCUUGCGCAGAAGAGCAAUGGUCACGCGCACAGCUGCACUCGAUCUGAUGCUCUGCGUGAUUCAGUACAUAUAGCGAUACCCGUUAGAGGCAAUUUACACCCUUGUAACAAUGCAUUUCCACAACAUUCCACAAUCCCAAACAGGUAAGCGGUGUCGGUCUGAGUCUCGCGGCUCGACGUCCAGUUGCGCGAUUCAGGACACACGAUGAUACCCUGGUAGUUACCGGGAGUUCCCAAAAGGAUUCAUCCUUGACGCUGCACGUGGACCCCACGUAGAUGCCGCGCCAUUUCAUCUCCCACGAAUGACAAGCUUCGCGGCACGCAGACUACCGCUCUGGACAGCGAGGAGGCU